AUGAAACGAAUAGAGCGUAGCUGGAUGUAUGAAAGGUUGGAUGGCCGCAACAUUAGACCGGAGUUUGUGAAAGGGGUUGAUGAAUUCGUUCAGUUUUGUAAAGAUCAUCCAGAGAGCAGCAAAGUUGAUGAGGUUAGGUGCCCUUGUGUCAAAUGUCAUAAUCUUCAGCAACAUGACUAUGAGACUGUUAAAGUGCACUUAUAUAGAAAGGGUUUUAUGGAGGACUACCAUGAAUGUUUGUGUCAAAAUGAAGGGUUUCCAAUCAUCCCACCUCCCCAACCUAAUCCAUAUCGUGACAUGAUUAUGGAUGCCCUUGGGAAUGACCCACCUAACAUGGGUGGUGGAGAAGAGAGUCAUUUUGAGGAGGAAGAGCCAAAUCCUCAAGCUAAGAAAUUCCUUAAUUUGUUGGAGGAAUCUGAGCGUCCUUUAUAUGAAGGGAGUUCCAUGUCUGUUUUGGAAAUUGCAUCUAGAAUCACAAGUUUAAAGUGUGAGUACAAUUUGCCUCACAGGUGUGUGGAUGGAUUUGCUUCUUUGAUGAAUGAAGCAAUUCCUGACAAUAACAACAUGGGAGAGACAUUCUACGAGGUUAAGAAAGUAGUUAACAGGUUAGAGCUUCCUCAUGAGAAGAUACAUGCUUGUCCAAAAGGUUGCAUGUUGUUUUGGAAGGAAGAUGUGAACUUGUUCAACUGCAGAGUGUGUGGUAGCGAAAGGUAUAGCAAGACUUCAAAAGGAAGUUUAGUGCCCUUGAAAGUGCUUAUUUAUUUCCCGAUUACACCGAGGUUGCAAAGGUUGUUUGCAACAAAGAACAUAUCAGCGGAAAUGACAUGGCACGCCAAUAAUCCUAGAGUUGGAAACACAAUGGCUCAUCCUUGUGAUAGUGAUGCUUGGAAACACUUGGACAAGACCUUUCCAGAAUUCGCCUCAGAACCUAGAAAUGUGAGACUUGGAUUGUGCACCGACGGAUUUGCUCCUCACGUUAAGUUUGGAGGACAAUAUUCCUGUUGGCCAGUGAUAUUGACACCAUAUAACUUGCCUCCUUCAAUGUGCAUGAAAAGACAAUUCAUGUUUUUGUCUCUGCUUGUUCCCGGUCCUAAAAACCCAAAGGGCAACUUGGAUGUCUAUAUGCAACCACUGAUUGAAGAGCUUAAGAAAUUGUGGGAUGUUGGGGCAAACACCUUUGAUCUUUCUAAGCAGCAAAACUUCACUAUGCGGGCUGCCGUACUUUGGACCAUUAACGACUUUCCAGCAUAUGGUAUGCUAUCUGGAUGGUCAACUGCUGGUAAGAAGGCAUGUCCGUACUGCUUAGACAAAUCCAAGGCUUUAUGA
Chenopodium quinoa (quinoa) is the source of this 1326-nucleotide messenger RNA. RefSeq lists its product as uncharacterized. The record is from RefSeq and is a predicted model, not a curated record. The transcript has a single exon. The coding region runs from base 1 to 1326 and encodes 441 amino acids. NCBI's taxonomy places the organism in Eukaryota, Viridiplantae, Streptophyta, Magnoliopsida, Caryophyllales, Amaranthaceae.